This is a messenger RNA of Nicrophorus vespilloides, 908 nucleotides long. It is a transcript of the gene viaf, whose product is annotated as viral IAP-associated factor homolog. The record is from RefSeq and is a predicted model, not a curated record. NCBI's taxonomy places the organism in Eukaryota, Metazoa, Arthropoda, Insecta, Coleoptera, Silphidae. Gene Ontology annotation, biological process: protein folding. Gene Ontology annotation, cellular component: cytoplasm. The transcript has 4 exons. The coding region runs from base 160 to 852 and encodes 230 amino acids.
UAACGCUAACUUCAGAUUGGUUUAUUUUUACCACACCUCCUCCCGAGUUUAAAAUCUUUUUAUAAGUUUAUUGUACCCAUAAUUUCCAGAGCGUGACCAAAUAAGGUUUUUGUGGCAGAUUAAUUUGAUCCUAGAAUUUGAUUUAGUUCUUUGCGGAAAAUGCAGAAUCCAAAUGAAGACACUGAAUGGAAUGAUGUCCUCCGGGCAAAAGGAAUCAUUCCACAGAAAGAAAAGCAGAUCACUGAAGAUGAAAUUGUUAACAUGUUGGAACAAACCAUUGAACAGAAGCAACAACAAAAUGGAAAGCAACUAUCUGACAUGAAUCUAGAUGAACUUGAUGAAUUGGAAGAUUCUGAAGAUGAAGAAAUUUUAUUGGAAUAUAGAAAUAAAAGGAUAGCUGAAUUACAGGCUAUGGCUUCUAAGGAAAGAUUUGGUUAUGUUAUGGAAAUUUCAGGCCAGGAUUAUGUACAAGAGGUGAAUAAGGCAGGUGAUGGUAUCUGGGUUGUUCUGCAUUUAUACAAACCAGGUAUUCCACUUUGUGCUUUAAUCAAUCAGUACAUGCAAGUAUUGGCUAUGAAGUAUAAAACUGUUAAGUUUUUGAAAUCCAUUUCCACAACAUGUAUACCGAAUUUCCCAGAUAAAAAUUUACCUGGCAUUUUUGUUUACUUCGAAGGAGAUAUUAAGAAGCAACUUGUUGGUGCUUUGGAAUUUAGGGGUCCAAACCUUACUCAAGAUGAAUUUGAGUAUAUUAUUGGAAAGACUGGAGCUAUUCAAACUGAUAUCAAGGAAGAUCCUAAACCAAAAAUUAAGGACAAAAUGUUUGCUGAUUUAGCAGACACUAAUGAUUGGUAAUAAAUAAAAGAUAUUUAAGUUAUUUAUUUUAUAAAAUAUAUUUGAUGAAAGUAAUA